Sorghum bicolor (sorghum) is the source of this 739-nucleotide messenger RNA. RefSeq lists its product as uncharacterized. The record is from RefSeq and is a predicted model, not a curated record. The transcript has 2 exons. Bases 300 to 527 code for a protein of 75 amino acids. NCBI's taxonomy places the organism in Eukaryota, Viridiplantae, Streptophyta, Magnoliopsida, Poales, Poaceae.
AGUACUGCCGCAGCCAACACCGCCACCCGUUUGCUUUGCGUCGCCACGGGGACACCGCCCGCGCAUGCAUCUCACUUCUCACGCCUCACGCCACGCAUGUACGUAUAUAUCAGCCCCCAGGCUCCUGUGAAGCUCUGACCAAGAGCCGUCGCCGUCAAGCAUUCCGAAACACAUCUGCAGCCUCCUGCAUUCCGGCUGGCGGUGCUCUCCAGGAGUCGGCAUCUUCGACUCUUCGUUGCCAAUUGGCGACGCCUCCAUCCAGCCGCGACAUUGCCAGCAGCAGCCAUCGCUAGCAGCUCAUGGCCCUGCUCCCGCUGUUCCUGAGGCCGGUGGUUCGGUUCGCGGCGCGCGUGGCGGCCGGCGGCCCGGCGGUCGCGGCGGCGACGAUCCUGCACCGCGCCGGCGCGCUGCCGAGGAACAGGGGCCUGGAGCGCCUCGUCCGGGACGACGCGCUCGGCGGCCGCGACGGCAGGGGCGAUGACUGCAUCGCCAGCUUCGUCGUCGGCGUCAUGCGCUGCCUCUGCUAAUCUUGUAGUAUAGGCGGCGCAGCAAAUGCUGGCCAUGGAAGGCAUGACAUGCACGUCGCCAUGACAUGACCAGGUCGAUGUAGAUUCGGUUGGCUAGCUAGAGCUAGAGUGUGGAAAUGGACUCCAUUGUUCGGAGGAAAAAUCACCUUGAAAUUUGUAACAGGGAACUUGCAUUGUAAUGCUAAUCUUUUAUCUUUGGCGUCACCUCUCAA